This is a messenger RNA of Cydia splendana, 2169 nucleotides long. Its product is annotated as piggyBac transposable element-derived protein 3-like. Lineage: Eukaryota; Metazoa; Arthropoda; Insecta; Lepidoptera; Tortricidae. The record is from RefSeq and is a predicted model, not a curated record. Bases 1 to 2169 code for a protein of 722 amino acids. The transcript is spliced from 5 exons.
AUGGCAUCCGGUGGUGACAUGCCGAUGUCACCCAGACUACCAUCACAGCAGAGUCUGGCCCCUAGAAGGUCGGCGACUGCAACGCCGCGACAGAGAACGCUGUGGACUCCCACCGCUGAGCGAGACGAGUCAGAAGUCAGAAGUCAGCAUCACAGCAGGCGGCGGCGACAGUUGACGCUGCAGAGCCUGCAGACUCCUACAGCUGAACGAGACGAAUCAGAAGUCAGCAGUCAGCGUUCCGGCAGGCGGCGGCGACGGGCGUCCCGCUCGGAUGAAUCUUAUGAAGAAAGGCCACGGAGAUCUAGACGUCGGUCGCCGGAACUUACAGCAGAUGAUGUUGUCAAAAUUGUCGCUGCUAUACAACCAAGUAAGAUUUCACACCCUUCGAUGACUAACCAGUUACUGAAUGUUGUGCCAGAGUUUAACCCAAAGAAUAAGACUCAAACUGUAGAACGAUGGCUACGUAAGCACAAGGUGUUAGGCCGAUCAGCAAAGAUUUUGGCGCUCAUACCUAAAGAACAUGCCGAAUCUGAAGUGCUUGAUAAUUCUGACGCUGACUCAUAUGUUUCCUCAUCAGCGCCCUCGUUGUCAUCCUCGCUAGAACGACUGAAUAUUUCAAAUAGUUCUGAAAAUGACCAUGAGCUUAUUUACAACAAUGUUGUAAAUAGUUAUGAGGUACAUACAUUGCAGGAUGUAAAUGUCCCAUUAACACCUAUUAUGCGGGAAGUAAUUGAUCAAGAAAAUUAUACUGAUAUUCCGUCUAUUUCGUCUAUUCCAUCUUUGCCUACACCAGUACCCACAACGCGAAAAACUCGAUCAAGACAACCUAAAAUUGCCAGUAAAAAGCGCAAAGUUGACAAGAAAUUUUCCCUGGAAUAUACAUGGCGUCGUGCGCUUUUCCAACAUAAAGCCGAGAUGGAAAUUAUUAACGAUAAUGACGAAUACGAGGACUUAGAUCCUAAAAGUUCAGCAAUGAAAUAUUUUCUAAAAUUCUUCUCGGAUGAUAUAUUUAUAGACAUUGUUACUGAAACAAACAAAUUUUCAGUGCAGAAAUCUGGAAGAUCUAUUGACUUAACUGUUGACGAAUUUCGUGACUUUUUGGCGAUAAAAAUUAUGAUGGGAAUUGUUGUAAUGCCAUCAUAUUUAGACUACUGGUCUAAACAAUUAAGAUACCCACCAAUAGCCGAUCUUAUGACCCUAAAAAGAUAUCAACAAAUCCGUCGAUAUUUACAUUUUGCCGACAGUAAUUUCGAAACUUCGGAUAGGUACUAUAAAGUUCGGCCCCUUGUUGAAAAAAUCAAGAAAAAUUGUCUUGCUCAAGAAACUGAGAAAGAAUUUAGUGUGGACGAGAUGAUGAUUCCCUACAAAGGUAAGAAAGCUGGUAAACGACGCCAAUAUAUGAAAGAUAAGCCAAAUAAGUGGGGUUUUAAAAAUUUCGUCCGUGCUGGUGUCAGUGGAAUGAUAUAUGACUUUAUAUUAUACGGCGGAGAAGACACAUUCCGUUUUCAUAGUUUCACCGACGACGAAGCAACUUUAGGCUUUGGCGCACAAAUAGUGUUAGUUCUUUGUCAGUCAAUAAAAAAUAAACCGUCAACCGUAUGUUUCGACAACUUUUUUGCAUCGCCGGAGUUGGUCUACAUUUUGCGCGAAAAAUACGGCAUUUUCUCUUUGGGAACUAUUCGUCGUAAUCGACUGCGAGGGGCUGAUGAAAAACUUACUAGCGAGAAGGUGCUGAAAAAGAAAGCCCGAGGUAGUUUCUCCGAAGUUGUCUGCAAUACCAACAAAUUGGCGGUACUACGUUGGCAUGAUAACAAAUGUGUCACCUUCAUAAGUUCAUAUACCGACUCUCAACCGGUACAAAAAAUUAAACGCUACUGCAAAAUUGCUAAAGCUAAAAUCGACGUGGAAUGCCCUAAUAUGAGAGCCCAGAGGAUAUGUGAUGACCAGCAUCUGGCCGGUGAGCUGCAGCAUGCCAGGCGCGCGCUUCGAGCGAACGAGCUCAGGAUACCACGAGUCAACCAGAAGGCCCACAUGGAGAUCCCUACAGUUGAGCACUGGUCAAGCAGGUUGACCAACUUGACGUUGAGGCGGGAGGACUGGAGCAGCGAGGCUCCGCCGCUGGUGGGCAGUCUUGAUCGGGCCGCGCUAGAGAUCGAACGUACUCGUUAG